AAAACAUUCUGAAGUGAUGCAUCUUUUUUCCUUUAAACUUUUGGAAACAACUGAGCACACUUGAUGGUGCUCCCGCAGUUGUGAUGGACAAAAGCAUAGAGUAUGUGUUUGGCAAGUGAUUUUGUGCCUUCACACUAAUUGUAAAGACACUUUUAAAACCUGCCGAAGGGAUAGCGCGAAAACCGUUCUCCUCAGGAAUCCGCUAACGGUUUAUGGCGCCAUCGACUGGUGGAUUAGUUGAGCAACGGCUGCGCUCAAUCCAGGCGAAGGUGGCAUCUUUCACAGAAGUGAAAUGAACUGGUUUCACUGUAACAACUGUUAUGUGAGAGAGGGGAAAAAAUUCGUAGUGUCCAGUUGUGGCCAUAUAUUUUGUGAGAACUGCAUAAAUACAAGUCAGUGCGGAAUUUGUCAUGGCAACUGCAAUUACCUUCACAUAUCUGAUGAAAUGAAGCCACAGGAAAAGAUGUUUUUCAAAGAUCCAGUGAAACUCGUUCAGUCUCGACUGGAACAUAUUGCACAGAUCGCUAUUUUUCAGAAAAGGCAGAAGGAGCGAGUUAUUGCAUUCUUAAGAAGCAGGUCUGUGGAACUGGAACGAAAGGUGAAAGAAGUCCGUGAUCAGUGCUACAGGCAAGUGUGUGAGCUGAAACAAGAGAACGAAGAACUAAAGAAACCACUUUCUCAGAGGAGGACAUCUCCUGGGAGGUUUCCAAUUAAUGGAGGAACUCCAAGGAUGAUUCUUCCUGUGGCUGUCACAUCACCAGUCACACCUCGCUCAAGAGCUGUCAGUUCGGGUGACACUUUGGAGAGGUUUAGACAUUCCAGACACGGCAUGACAACACCUCCAGGGUCAUCCAUCUCUAUGUCUAGCAUGAGUUCAGUACACGAACAAAGUUUCAGGACACCCAGCUCAGUUAACACUCCGACAAGGUCCCAACAUACAACCCCAAACAGCUUUCAGUUCCAGCUUCUGGCUAGGCCUCCAAUCCAGUCCCCAAGGCAAUAAUCAUUUGUAGCUAAUUCAGAUCAUUAGAAAACCACUUCAUCAAUAUUGCACCCACAUCACUCAAAAGAUGAGUGAUCUACUUAAUCCAUCCUUUAUAUCAAUAGAUAAAAUUAUAUUGACAUGAAUUUAUUUGAAAAAUACAGUUUUUAGUUUGAUUAAAGGUGGCGCAAAUAAAGGCUAUAUGAGCCAAAAAAAACCCUAACAUUAUAUAUCUGUUAUACUGAAGAGACCAUUUUGAUGAAGAUUGGGUUUUUUGUUGUUAUUUAUUUUUUUAC
Molecule: messenger RNA, 1278 nt
Organism: Cyprinus carpio (common carp)
Lineage: Eukaryota; Metazoa; Chordata; Actinopteri; Cypriniformes; Cyprinidae
Gene: rnf212b
Product: RING finger protein 212B
Exons: 13
Coding region: 293-1003 (236 amino acids)
Biological process (GO): protein sumoylation; reciprocal meiotic recombination; homologous chromosome pairing at meiosis
Cellular component (GO): synaptonemal complex
Molecular function (GO): SUMO transferase activity
Source: RefSeq, a predicted model, not a curated record